This is a messenger RNA of Lolium perenne, 883 nucleotides long. RefSeq names its product LOB domain-containing protein 12. NCBI's taxonomy places the organism in Eukaryota, Viridiplantae, Streptophyta, Magnoliopsida, Poales, Poaceae. The record is from RefSeq and is a predicted model, not a curated record.
CCUUGCUUCCGUAGCUCUAACAGCUCUCAAGCUGGCAGGCUCAAGUGAUCUAGCUCCUAACAGAUACUACGGUAGAGAUCUCCGGCCGGCCUCCGGCGGCGAAGGUACGCUGCAGGCACACACGACGCUCGCGCACAUGGGUAGCGGGACGCCGUGCGCGUCGUGCAAGCUGCUCCGGCGGCGGUGCACCAAGGACUGCAUCUUCGCGCCCUUCUUCCCCGCCGACGACCCCCACAAGUUUGCCAUCGUCCACAAGGUCUUCGGCGCCAGCAACGUCAGCAAGAUGCUCCUGGAGCUACCGGUGCAGCAGCGCGGGGACGCGGUGAGCAGCCUGGUGUACGAGGCGAACGCGCGGGUGCGGGACCCGGUGUACGGCUGCGUGGGGGCCAUCUCCUUCCUGCAGAACCAGGUGUCGCAGCUGCAGAUGCAGCUCGCCGUCGCGCAGGCCGAGAUCCUCUGCAUCCAGAUGCAGCAGCGAGACGCCUCUCAGUCCCAGCUGAACGACGACGCAGACCACAGCAUGGGGGCGAUGCAGCAGAUGGUCGUCGACGACGCGGCAGCGGCGGAGGCAUUCCUGAUGCAGAACGGCGGGGGCGGCUUCCCGCAGCAGCUGAUGAGCAGCUACGGCGGCGGCGCGCCGGCCUCCAACGUGCAUCUCUACGCUCAGGACCACCUCAAGAGGGAGUCGCUCUGGACGUAGCUAUUAGUCAAAGUCAAUUUGUGUAGGACUUAGCUCGUCGCUAGCUAUGCACGUUUGUAGGGUUUUAGGUUCAUUGUGUUAGCAUGACUCUCUCUCUCUCUCCCUCUCUCCCUCACUUUCUCUCUCUAGAUCUUUCCAGUUGUUGUACCUGAUCCAGAAUUAGUAGUUGUGAUCAUUGUCAUG